CAGCAGGACACACAGAGGAGCAGCAAAGAAACAUGAAGGCCCUGGUUCUGCUUAUGCUUCUGGGAUCCAGCUGUGUCUACACAACGUCUGUUCCCAGCUUUCAUGUAUCUACCAAUGAACCAGAUGAGCUCUCCAGCGGUCCGGUCAGAACCAACACAAAUGAGCCAUUACCUAACACGGAAGGAGUCUACAGAGCCACCCAACACACCGAUACCUCCAGCAUUCACAGUUCAUCAACCUUUGGAGCAUUGGCUCAUGUGAACACCAACAAACCUCCAGAUUUAGAUUCAUAUGGUACAUCUUCUGUUCCAGAAGUGUUAGAUCCAAGCACAGACAAAAGUGGUUUAACUGGUCAUGGCAUGUCCACCACCAACCAGUUAAACACUCACACUGCCCCCUCCAAUCCAGGUGUGUCCACCAUCCACCAGUUAAAUGUCCACACCACCACAUCUGUUUCAGAUGUGUCUACCAACGACCAAUUAGAUUUCCAAACUGUCUCAUCUGGUCCAAACGUGUCCACCACCAACCAGUUAAAUGUACAAACUGUCUCACUUGGUCCAGGUGUGUUCACCACUGAUCAAUCAGAUGCUCACAGUGUCUCUCCUGGUCCAGAUGCCUUCACCACUGACCAAUCAGAAGUUCAAACUGGGUCAUCUGGUGCAGGUGUGUUCACCAUCAACCAAUCAGAAUUGUCAGACAGAUCAAAAGGAAAAACAUACCCAGGCCUCAGAACUGAAACUGCAUCGGUUUUGAACACAUUGUCCUCCUUUAAUGGGAACCAGGUGGACUCCACUGGAAGCAGAACAAUAAGGCUUGGUUCCUCUACAAGACUCCCACAGGUGAGCACAGAUGAACUGAAGAAAUUCACAGUCCCCUUUGAGUUUUCAUCAAUUGCUACAUCUACAUUGGACAGUUUGUCUGCUGACUCUGAGCCAAACACCAUACCAGCAUCCCAUCGUGUUACUUACACAGAAAGCCCUACCUUAGCUCCACUAACCACCGCUUACACACCUGGAGAAUCCCACCUGAUAUCUUCAUCCAUGACUGAGACAAAGCCAUUAUACACCCAUUACAAUCUUGUCACAGCUUCUGGAGCUCCACUUUCAGUUGAAGGCUUCACCCAAAAAACAGACACAGCUAAGAAUGUGACUAAAGUAGCUGACAAUACUCAUGCUGGCACAUCACAAAUCCGACCUGAAGCCACAGAUGUUGUUUCAGGAUCUGAAAAUAUACCUGCAGUAACACAUAAGAUUGAACCCAUUAACCCUUCUGUGGUUACACCAAGAACCACCCCUAAAUCUGCACCUGAAACCAGACUUGGAGCCUUUACACAUGAAAUCACCCCUGCAGCUUCUGAACCUGAAACUACACCUGGAACCAUAACACAUAAAACCACACCUGGAACCUUCACACAUAAAAUCACACCUGCAGCUUCUGAAUCUGAAACUACACCUGGAACCUUAACACAUGAAACCACACCUGGAACCUUCACACAUAAAAUCACACCUGGAGCUUCUGAACCUGAAACUACACUUGGAACCUUCGCACAUGAAACCACACCUGCAGCCUGUGAACCUAAAAUCACACAUGGAACCUUCACACAGGAAAUCACACCUACAGCCUAUAAACCUGAAACCACAACUGGAACCUUAAUACAAGAAAUCACACCUGCAGCUUCUGAACCUAAAACCACACCUGGAACUUUAACACAUGAAACUACACCUGGAGCUUCUGAACCCAAAACCACACCUGGAACCUUUAUACAUGAAAUCAAACCUGCAGCCACACCUUCAGCUUCUACACGUGAGUCCACACCUGGAACCUCCACACAUGAAAUCACAUCAGUGGCUUCUGAGGAUGAAACCACCCUUGAAGCUUUUUCACAUGAGACCACACCUGCCGUUAAAGCUACAACUACACCUGCAAUCAGAAAGACAACCAGAGCUGCAACCAAAUCUCAAACUACAUUAGCCAGAAGACUUGUUUCUACAAUGGAAGCAACCCCUGCAGCAACACCUGGUUCUACACCUGUGACCACACCUAGAGCCACAACACCUGCAGUAUCCACCCCCUCUAUACCCAUUAUAUCCACAAUGACUACCGUCAGAACUGUACCAACAAGCCUCUCCAGCAUUACCACACAAACCACACAAUCAGCUGCAACUCCACCACUGGCCACCACACAAGUCCAGACCUCGGCUGGACCCAGAUGCUCCGUGGAAUUGACAGAGGUCAGGGCUAGCUGGGACUCAGCAGCGGUUUGGUUCACUGCUGCCUGCCUAUCACCUAAGUUCAUAGUCUUCAUAGACGCAGGAUCUGGGCCAAUCGUGGUCCGCUGUGAUCCGGAUGGAAACAAAGGCUAUAUCUUCAUCUGCAACAUGACAAAGCUAGAACCAGGAACUUUAUACUGGCUGACGGUGUUCUCUGGGAAAGAUGAGGAGAUAAGUCUUGGCUCGAUGCGCACAGACCCAGUUGGUCCGGCUCAUCUUGAGGUCAUCCCGGAGAGCCCGACUUCAUUUAAGGGUGGAUCCUCUGGGUUGCGGGUCCUCUGGUCCCCCUCUGCAGGACAUGUGGACUGGUAUGAUGUAACUCUAGAGGACACCUGCUCCGGUUUGGUCCGCAGUACUAGAAUUAUGGGUUCUGCAGCUCCCCAGUCUGGUUUCAGCUCACUGGUCCCAGGAACUAUGUACAACAUCAGUGUGUUGGCCAGAUCUGGGAACAAGACAGCUGCUCCCGUGCACGCCAUCACAGUAACAGCCCCCUCAGCUGUGAAUGGCCUCCAAGUCGCGUCCUCAUCUUCAGAUAGCCUCGGUAUUUCCUGGCAGCCCGGCCUGGGACGGAUGGAGAAUUUCAGGGUUCUGUUGAUGGACCGGAAUGGGUUUCUCCUAAGGAACAUCACUUUGAAGAACACUACAACCUCCACUAAGCUGGACAGGCUGCAGCCAGGGACACAGUACAGGGUCACCGUGGUAACAGAUGCUGCCGGCCUGCAACAGUCCGCCUCCAUCCAGGCCUACACAGUCCCAGCAGUUGUGUCAAAUCUGAUCAUCAACAAUGACGACAGCUCAGAUACACUUCAGGCCUCCUGGACCUCACCUGAAGGGGGUGUGGACUUUUUUACGGUGACCCUGAGGGCUUCAGGAUUGACCCCUCAGCAACAAACCCUGCCCCCCAAUGUCACCCAUCUGGUAUUUAUGGAUCUAACUCCCGGACGCCUCUACCAGCUAUCUGUCAACUCGUCAGCUGGAGGCCUGAGUUCGGAGAACAGGGCCGAAGGGAGGACAGUUCCUGACCAGGUGUCCACCCUCUCCAUGUCCAUCGACAACAGUAAGCUGCAACUCAGUUGGUCGCCCCCCAGAGGUGACUGGGAGAACUACAGCAUCCUGUUGACAGAUGGCCCGGCUGUCCUGAUGAAUCGGACCAUCAGUAAGCAGAGCAGGCAACUUCUUGUGUCCGUCCAGAGCCUUGGCUUGGUUCCAGGACAACUCUACUCUGCAGAGCUCACAGUGAACAGUGGCGGUUUGAGUAACACGGCCCACUGCAGCAGCAGGCUAGCACCUCGUUCCGUGCAGCAGCUUGUCAUCCGUCAUGCUGAUGAGACGUCUCUGAGUGUCCAGUGGAGACAGCCUGUUGGACGGUGGGACAACUUUAUGGUGCUCCUCACAGAUGAGGACCUUGCCACUCCUGACACUCAGAGGAUCCUCAGUGGUGGGUUGAGAGAUUCCUCCUUCAAGGGUCUCACCUCAGGACGGCGCUACACUGUUACGGUGACAACUAACAGUGGCAACCUGAGCAGCUCUGACUCCCUGAUAGCAUGGACCACCCCAGCUCCAGUCAGCCAGCUGCAGGUUUCUAACCACGGCAGCACCGACAGCCUGCAGGCUCACUGGGAACUGGCCUCUGGAGACCAAGACUCGUACCAGGUCCUGCUGGUCCACGACAGCAGCAUCAUCAAGAAUGGGAGUGUGGUGGCAAACAUCAGCAGCAUAAUCUUCCAGAACCUGAGACCAGGAGCACAGUACAAGGUGGUGGUCACCACCGUUAGAGCCGGACUCACUUCCAGACAGACUGUAGCCGAAGGACGCACAGUGCCGGCCGCGGUCACUGAUGUUCGGGUCAGUAACAAUGGUCGCACCGACUUCCUCACUGUAUCAUGGAAUCAGGCUGCAGGUGAGGUGGACAGUUACCUGGUUACUCUCAGAGACCGUGACAGGACGUUGCACACCCUAGCUGUGUCAAAAUUCAACCCCGGAUGUGUCUUCAAUUCGCUGAUAUCUGGACGCCUCUACAACAUCUCCAUCACCAGCUGCAGCGGCCGCUACCAAAACCACACCUUCAUCCAGGAGAGAACACAACCCUCGAAGGUGCAGAACCCCACAGCGACCCAUGGUGCUCGGGACGACUACUUGAAGGUUUACUGGCGUCAUGCUGCUGGAGACUUUGACCUGUACCAGGUGUUCAUCAAGCACAACAACACCUUCCAACAGAACAAGACGGUGCAGAAGAUGCAGAGUGAGUGUGUGUUCACAGGUCUGGUACCAGGGCGACUCUACACGGUACUGGUGAACACCUGGAGUGGUUCUUAUGAGGCCAGUGCCUCCACCCAUGGCAGAACCUUCCCAGCAGCAGUUCGCUCUCUGACUCUGGCGGGACGGGGGACUGAAGAUCUUCGGGUGACGUGGUCGGGGGCUCCAGGAGACGUGGAUCACUAUGAAGUGCAGCUGCUGUUCAGCGACAUGAAGGUGUUUCCUCCCAUCACUCUGGGCAGUGGGGUGGGGGAGUGCGUCCUUUCAUCGCUCACACCUGGGCGACUCUACAAGAUCCUAGUGUCCACCUUCAGCGGUCCGAAUCAGAGGGCCCAGUUCAUCGAGGGUCGCACAGUUCCCAGUAAGGUGAAGAACAUCCAUGUUAACAGUGACAGCAGCCGUCUGAAGGUGAGCUGGACACCUGGAUCAGGGGAUGUGGAUGGAUACUCAGUGUUUCUGUUCAGAGAGAAUCGAGAACUGGCCAUCCAAGCUGUCCUCAAGCACCAAAAUGAGGUGACGUUCGACUGGCUGCAGCCGGGUCAGCUGUACGGUGUUAUGGUCCAAUCAGCGAGUGGAGAGCUGCUGAACAACAACACGUCCACCGGACGCACAGUCCCGUUAUCAGUCACAGAUCUGCAGGUGGAGCCCAUCCUCAGCACCUGCAGCCUGCAGGUGAGCUGGCAAGAACCUCUUGGUGUGUCUGAUGGAUACAUCCUGCAGGUUCUGGAUGAAAGGGGCAGCAUCAUCACCAACGGCUCACAGCCAGUCGGAUUCACCCACUACAGGUUUGACAACCUUACGCCGGGGAAGAAGUAUCGAAUCCUGGUCCAGACCACAAGCGGGGGACUCCACAGCCUGGGGGUUAGCACAGAAGCUCGAACACACCCUGCUUCUGUUACUGAUCUGUCCAUCAAAACCAGCACCACUGCCAGCCUGUCCUUCCAGUGGUCCCCACCAGAAGGAGACUUCCAGCUUUAUGAAGUCUUUUUGUAUAAAAGUGAUGAUUCUCUGCAGGAAAGCCGACAGGUCCAACCCAGUAUUCAGCAAUGCUCCUUCCAGGGUCUCAGACCUGGAGCUCUCUACAGACUAGUGAUCCUGGUCCACAGCGGAGACCAGACCAACCAGACCUCCAUGUUGGCCAGGACAGUACCAGCAGCUGUAACGUCUCUCAAGGCUCAGAAUGGAAACCAGUCUGACACUCUGUUGAUCAAUUGGGAUCGUAGAGAUGGAGAUGUGAUCGGAUAUCUGCUCUCACUCUACAACCCUGAUGGAUCCCUGCAGGCUGAGCAUCAGCUGGGCUCUGAGGUCACGGAGUUUAUAUUUUCAGGCCUCGUUCCUGGUCGGCAGUACCGAGCUGAUGUGCUAAGUCUCAGUGGAAAGCUCCAAAACCGAGCCAGCACUGUGGGCCGUACCGCUCCCAAACCCCCUUCCUCCUUCCUGUUUGGGGGAGUCACCAACACUUCCCUGGAGAUCACCUGGAGUGGUCCAGUAGGUUCUGACUUUGAUGACUUCGACCUGCAGUGGACUCCUAAGGACCAGCUGUCUGUCAUUAACCCAUACCACAGCCGAACAUCUGGCAGCCGCAUCCUAAAGGGGAUGUUCCCCGGACGAUUGUACACCUUCAGCCUUCGAACUGUCAGCGGGGCCACGCAGCCCGGCACCACACCCACCUACAGCACUCCCAUCCAAAAGAGUAUCCGAACAAAGCCAGAGCGAGUCCAUAGCCUCCACUGUCGACCCCAGAGCUCUACCUCCAUCUCCUGCUCUUGGGGACCUCCACAGGCAGACUAUGACUCCUACUCUAUUGAAUGUCUUCACCAGGACACUCACACCCUGGUCUAUUCACGGCGUUCACGUCGAGAGUCCACUAGUUACAUCAUCACCCAGCUUGAACCCCACAAACGUUACACAAUCUUUGUGAAGGUCAUUUCUGACGGGACGACCAGCAAAGAGGCAGAGGACAGUGUGGUCACCAUGAUCGACCGACCUCCUCUGCCACCCCUGACCACCCGGGUCAGUGAGAAGUCCAUUUUGGUCACCAAGUCCUCAGUCUUAUUCCAGUUUAAUUGUAGCUGGUUCAGUGAUGUCAACGGAGCUGUGAGGUUCUUCACUGUGGUUGUGACUGAAUCUGAAGGUGUCAGUGACAUGCAGCCGGACCAGCACCACCCUCUACCUUCUUAUCUGGACUAUAGACACAACAGCUCAGUUAAGUCCUAUCAGACCAACUACUUUCCCAGCCUCUGCUCAGAUGGUCCAGACAGCAGCACCCAGACCUACAACAUCAGCCUUGGGACUGGGAUGGACUCUCUGGGGGGUCCCUGUGACCACAGAGACCUGAAUCAUGCAGAGUCUAGGAGAGACCUGAACUACUUCUGUGAUGGACCUCUGAAGUCAAAGACUUCAUACAGGAUCAGCAUCCGAGCUUUCACUCAACUGUUUGACGAAGAAACUACAAACUCAAGAUUAUCUUCUCCUCUGUUCACUGACACCUUCUUGUCCCUGCCUAUCAUCACAGAGACAGAACCUCUAAGGGGUGUCAUUGAAGGGAUCAGUGCCGGACUCUUCCUCAUCGUCAUGAUUGUUGCCGUCACUGCUCUGCUCAUUUGCCGGCACAAGGCUCGCAAAUUGGUGGAGGAGAGACCUGCAGUCGGGAGGUGUAUGAGGAGAGAGAGGUCAGCAGCAGGAGUCCAGAUGGGAGUUCGAGGCAGCAGGAGGAUCUCCAGUCCCAUCAAGAUCGUGAACUUUGAAUCUCACUACAACAAACUACUGGCUGACUCCAGCUAUCUGUUGUCAGAGGAGUACGAGGACCUGAAGGAUGUUGGCCGGAAUCAGCCACUGGACUCAGCUCUGCUUCCAGAAAACCGUGGGAAGAACCGAUACAACAACAUCCUGCCCUACGACUCAACGAGGGUCAAGCUGUCCUACGUGGAUGAUGAUCCCUGUUCAGACUACAUCAAUGCCAGCUACAUCCCAGGCAACAAUUUCCGCAGGGAGUACAUCGCCACACAGGGUCCUCUUCCUGGGACAAAAGAUGACUUCUGGAAGAUGGUAUGGGAGCAGAACGUCCAUAAUGUGGUCAUGGUCACUCAGUGUGUGGAGAAAGGCAGGGUGAAGUGUGAUCACUACUGGCCGUUUGAUCAGGAUCCUCUGUACUAUGGAGACCUCAUAGUUCAGAUGUUGUCAGAGUCGGUUCUGCCAGAGUGGACAAUCAGAGAGUUCAGAAUCUGCUGUGAGCAGCAGCUGAGCUUCAUCCGCCUUGUUCGGCAGUUUCACUACACAGUGUGGCCCGACCACGGAGUCCCAGAAAGCACGCAGUCUCUCAUCCAGUUUGUUCGAACUGUCCGUGACUAUGUCAACAGGACCCCCGGUUCUGGUCCCACCGUUGUCCACUGCAGCGCUGGUGUGGGCCGAACCGGAACCUUCAUCGUCCUGGAUCGAGUGUUGCAGCAGCUGGACACAAGGGACACGGCGGACAUUUAUGGCGUCGCCUUUGACCUGCGCCUUCACCGAUCACACAUGGUGCAGACUGAGGGUCAGUACCUGUACCUUCAUCAGUGCAUUCGUGAUGUCCUCAGAGCCCGGAAGCUGCGCAGUGAGCAGGAGAGCCUCGUCCACCCCAUCCUAAGAAUGUGAAUCCCAGCUGGCAGAGAGAGACUUCCUGCAGAGUGACUGUUGAGCUUUACAGAGAAACGCAGCCAUUUAUUUUUCUAUCAGUGUUCAUAUUUUAUUCUACAGAUUUAUGAUAAUUUAUGUACCGUGAACUGGACUGUGUCUGUGGUUGUAUACUGUGAUUCUGUGUCACGAUGACGCUGUGGGAACAGCCUCAGGAGACUGAACAUAUUGAUCAGAUUUGAUCAGCGGUGCACACUCCAACUGCUUAACAUUUGCUCGAACAACAGCAGACUCAACUCCCCAUCAAACAUGUACGUAUAUACAGAUGAACAACAUUACCUGUAUGUUACCUGUUCAUCUUAUUCUACCUUAACCUCUCCCUGGAGAUCUGCUUGUAGCCAUACCUGUACAAGUUCUGUACCUGAAUCUGAACCUGUACCUGUACCUACACAUACAUACCUGUCUGUGAACAGCUCAUUAAACACACAGCACGUGUACAAAUA
This is a messenger RNA of Girardinichthys multiradiatus, 8641 nucleotides long. RefSeq names its product receptor-type tyrosine-protein phosphatase beta-like. The record is from RefSeq and is a predicted model, not a curated record. Lineage: Eukaryota; Metazoa; Chordata; Actinopteri; Cyprinodontiformes; Goodeidae. The transcript is spliced from 33 exons. The coding region runs from base 33 to 8159 and encodes 2708 amino acids. Gene Ontology annotation, molecular function: protein tyrosine phosphatase activity; protein binding. Gene Ontology annotation, biological process: protein dephosphorylation.